GGCCUGCCUGAGAGCCUUCUGCGGCAGCAGCCUCACUCGCCCUGAAGGACCCGCUGUGGCCCGCAACGGAUGGCGCCUGGACAAGAUGGAGGUCGGCCCCCAGGGCAUCGGCCAGCUCGUGGUUGCUGAGGGGUUCUUCAUCGGAGAGAAGGACAUGUUCAAGAUUUGCAACAAGCAGGGCCGACGCUACCGCAUGCGUCCUUUCGCGGAGGAGCGCAAG
Messenger RNA from Symbiodinium sp. CCMP2456, 220 nucleotides. Lineage: Eukaryota; Dinophyceae; Suessiales; Symbiodiniaceae. The record is from the annotation of a GenBank genome assembly.